Molecule: messenger RNA, 3909 nt
Organism: Colius striatus (speckled mousebird)
Lineage: Eukaryota; Metazoa; Chordata; Aves; Coliiformes; Coliidae
Gene: EPC2
Product: enhancer of polycomb homolog 2
Exons: 14
Coding region: 268-2691 (807 amino acids)
Biological process (GO): regulation of transcription by RNA polymerase II
Cellular component (GO): piccolo histone acetyltransferase complex
Source: RefSeq, a predicted model, not a curated record
GGCUGUCGGGAUCGCUGGCCGCUUUGGUUAAUGUCCGCCAUGUUUGCCAUGGCGCAGGGAGCGGAUCGAGCGAGCCCGGCGCGGAUCUAGGGCUGCGGGGCGUGCGCUGUGAGCUACGGGCGGCCCCGCGGAGAGCUGUUCCGGGGCGGCGAGACCCUCCAUGGUGGUGCGGGCCGGGUGCGGGAGCGGCUGGGAGGCGGCGGCGAGGCCGCACUGAAGGCCCCCCCCGCCCGCCCGGCCCCGGGGUGUUAUUGUGAGGGGGAGACAAUGAGCAAACUCUCCUUCCGAGCCCGGGCGCUAGACGCCGCCAAACCGCUGCCCAUCUACCGCGGCAAGGACAUGCCCGACCUCAACGACUGCGUCUCCAUCAACCGGGCUGUGCCGCAGAUGCCCACGGGGAUGGAGAAAGAGGAGGAAUCGGAACAUCAUUUGCAACGGGCUAUCUCAGCACAACAAGUUUUCAGAGAAAAGAAAGAGAGCAUGGUUAUCCCAGUCCCCGAAGCGGAGAGCAAUGUCAACUAUUACAAUCGUUUGUAUAAAGGAGAGUUUAAGCAACCAAAGCAGUUCAUUCACAUCCAACCCUUCAAUCUGGACAAUGAGCAGCCAGAUUAUGACAUGGACUCUGAGGAUGAAACCUUACUGAACAGACUAAAUCGGAAGAUGGAGAUCAAGCCACUGCAGUUUGAAAUAAUGGUUGACAGACUUGAAAAAGCCAGUUCCAGUCAGCUUGUAACACUUCAGGAAGCUAAGUUGCUGCUAAAUGAGGAUGACUACCUUAUUAAGGCUGUGUAUGACUACUGGGUAAGAAAGCGUAAGAAUUGCAGGGGGCCAUCUCUCAUCCCCCAAAUCAAACAAGAAAAGAGGGACGGCUCCACCAACAACGACCCUUACGUUGCCUUCCGGAGGAGAACUGAGAAGAUGCAGACAAGAAAGAAUCGAAAGAACGAUGAAGCGUCUUACGAGAAGAUGUUGAAAUUAAGAAGAGAGUUCAGCAGAGCCAUAACAAUUUUGGAGAUGAUCAAGAGGAGAGAGAAAACCAAACGCGAGCUAUUGCAUUUAACGUUGGAAGUUGUUGAGAAAAGGUACCAUUUGGGUGAUUAUGGAGGUGAAAUCCUCAAUGAAGUGAAGCUUAAUAGACCUGAAAAAGAGAUGAGCAUAACUCCAUCCACUCUUCAUAAUGGAAAUCAUCACAAAGUUCAAGAAUGUAAAGUUAAGCAUCCACAUCACUCAUCUCUAAAGGAGGAGGUGUCAGAUGUUGUACGUCAGAAGAAGAAGUAUCUGAAGAAGCCUAAAAUGGAGUGUGUGAUAACUCCUCAACAGCCCUCUGCCGAGCCCUUGCCUGCCAUCAGCAAGAGCGAUAUUAAACAGUAUGACUUCCACAGUUCAGAUGAAGAUGAGUUCCUGCAGGUACCCUCACCAGUAUCAGAAGCAGAAGAAGAAAACGAUCCUGAUGGACCUUGUGCUUUCAGGAGAAGAGCAGGAUGCCAGUAUUACGCUCCUCGUUUGGACCAAACUAAUUCUUCAUACGAAAGCUCAGAUUUGGCAGAUUUGGACAAACUGAGGUUCAGGCAUUGCCUUACAACCCUUACAAUUCCAAGAAGAUGUAUAGGAUUUGCAAGAAGACGGAUUGGCAGGGGUGGAAGGGUUAUAAUGGACCGAAUAUCCACAGAACAUGAUCCUGUCUUGAGACAGAUUGACCCAGAAAUGCUGAACAGUUCUUCAAGCUCUUCCCAGACUUUAGACUUUUCUUCUAAUUUUUCACGGACCAAUGCUUCCAAUAAACGCUUUGAAAACAGACUGUCCCUCUCUGAAAUACUAAGCAAUAUCAGAUCAUGUCGACUGCAGUGUUUUCAGCCAAGGCUACUAAAUCUACAGGACAGUGAUAGCGAAGAAUGUACCUCAAGGAAACCAGGGCAGACUGUGAAUAAUAAAAGAGUCUCUGCAGCAUCUGUAGCUUUAUUGAACACCAGCAAGAACGGCAUAUCAGUAACAGGGGGUAUUACAGAAGAACAAUUUCAGACACAUCAACAGCAGUUAGUUCAAAUGCAGAGGCAACAACUUGCUCAGCUUCAGCAGAAACAGCAAUCUCAGCAUUCCUCACAACAGACACAUCCGAAAGCACAGGGCUCCAGCACCUCUGACUGUAUGUCAAAAACACUCGAUUCAGCCAGUGCCCACUUUGCUGCAUCUGCAGUGGUCAGUGCCCCUGCCCCUGGUCGCAGUGAGGGAACGAAGGAACAGAGCACCAGCCACAACAAUAUUAAUGGUGUUGUCCAGCCUUCAGGAACCUCUAGAACUUUGUAUUCCACCAACAUGGCUUUAUCAUCCAGCCCAGGGAUUUCAACUGUACAGCUUGUAAGGACAGUUGGCCACACCACCACAAACCACUUAAUCCCAGCCUUGUGCACAAGCAGCCCUCAGACGCUUCCCAUGAACAAUUCUUGCCUGACGAACGCGGUGCACCUCAACAACGUCAGUGUUGUUUCUCCAGUCAAUGUGCAUAUCAAUACACGGACUUCAGCACCAUCGCCAACAGCCUUAAAACUUGCCACAGUUGCUGCCAGUAUGGACAGAGUGCCAAAGGUAACUCCUAGCAGUGCCAUCAGCAGUAUAGCAAGAGAGAACCACGAACCAGAACGACUGGGUUUGAACGGCAUAGCAGAGACAACAGUGGCCAUGGAAGUGACAUAACCUCAGAGCAGGUGUCAGCCUGUGCUAGUGGUGUAGUCCUUCCUAUUCCAACCGAAUGCAAAACACAGCACUCUGUGGUUCACAGAGAACUCACAUGGACCUAAAUGGACUGUCAUUAUAUCGUGUAUGAAGUCGAUAUAUAAUGUAAAUUUUGUACAAUUGGGAAAAUCACUACCUUGUAAAAUAGUUUUAUUUGUAUCAUCAAUAUUAUUUCUGUUACUUGAAUAGUAGAUAUUCAUCAUCAUGCUUUUGCACUUGAAUUUGCAACUGAAUGGAUUAAAAAAAAAUAAUUCUUUAAUGGGAUCAUGAGCAUGAAAUGGGAUCCUGCAUCACUUGUUUUAACUAUUUAUUUUGCCAUGUUUACAUUUUGUAUCUUGUACAAAUAAAUCCAACUUUGUGUCUACAAAAAAAGUUCCAGAUUCAUAGCUAGAAAACAAAAUUCUUGUAAUUUUUUUCUAAAGAAAAUGUAAAGUUUUCACUCGGUUCAUUUUGUUUCACAAUUUGACUAGAUGGACUUUUUGGUAAAUACUUUAGUGGCAUUUCACUGUCAAAUAUGAAGUUCAAGGCAAAAUAGUAUUUUCUAUUACUGUGCAGGGGAAAGGGAUGGAUCGAUACAUGCAAAUUUAAUGUAGUAACUCACUUUUCCAUAUAUUUUGAAUGUAUAUUUCUAUUUAUAAUACCAGUUUAUAAAAAAUAAUUACACAGGAAAAAAAAAAGAGAGACUGACUAGGAAAAUUAUGCAUCUAGCACAUGUAAAAUUGUGCAGAUAUGAGAAAAUUUUCAACUGAUGACGUUUUAUCUGAGGACUGCGUAUUUUAACCGGCUUUAAAACUGUAACACACCACAUAAAGGAUAUUUUACCAGGUAUGUAUUGCAUUAUAUAUCAUUGCAAUAAUUAAUUAUUGGAUGUCUAGAUAUCGAGCCAUCCCAGGUGGUGGGGGGGGAGGGGAGGGUUGUGGCAAGAUUGUCUUUUCAAUUUUGGAGAGUUUUCCUGUGGCUACAAGGCAAGUAACGGGUUGGAAAAAGUCUGACUGUAAGCGUUGGACACCUUCGUAGUGUAGUGUUUUAGUGACUUUUUUUAUACGGUUCUUGUAAAUUAGAUACGUGUAGUGGUGUUUCAGAAUGUUUGUUUAUGCACUAGUUCAGACAACUUUCCCUGUUACUUGUUCUUGAUAAGUGAAAACUGCAGGGAAAUAAAAAUACAUAUCAAAACAUGGA